AGCUCAUCAGACGACUGUGGCCCACAUGAGGGAAUCCAUGAGGGAAAAGAGGGCAAGUACCGCCUGCAGGUGACCCAGUUUGUCCAGCGGUUGGAGUACUGGCACAAAGACUUGACAAACACCUUGGUUACCUCCAUCACAGUUGUUCCUGUGAAUGGCCGUGCGGUGGCAUACCUGGGCACAGCAGACGGACGCCACAUAGAGGUGCUGGUCUCCAGGUUAGCUUCUCCUCAUGUCAACAUCCGCCUUGACUCAAGACCUGUCUCCGCGAGUGUGGCGCUGCUUGAUCCUGACCAAUCAAAUGGAGACCUGCUAAUGGUAACAGGAAACAAGAUCACUAAGAUCCCUUUGAUCGGCCCCGGCUGCAGUCAACUGACCAGCUGCACGUCCUGUUUGCUGUCGUCGAGGGUGACGGAGUGUGGCUGGUGUGAUGGACGCUGCACCAGAGCCAAAGAGUGUCCGCCCCCCUCUGUCUGGACCCUGGACUCCUGCACACCUGCCAUCACUAAGAUUUUUCCGGCCUCUGGACCCAUACGAGGCUCGACAGUGGUGACAAUGUGCGGGCAAAACUUCGGCUUUGACAAGACGGAGAGCUUUAAGACCUCGUUGCUAACAGUGGAGGUGGCAGGGGCUCCCUGCAAACUGACCAGACAAGACAAUGUCAACAGGUGGACUGAGAUCCAGUGUUCCGCAGUGUUCAGUGGGAAUUUCACCCCAUCAGGAAACACAGUGAAGGUUACCAGUGGCAACAAGGUGGCCACGAUGGACGGCUUCACCUUUGUGGACCCUGUGAUCCAUGAAAUAUUCCCCACAUUCGGGCCAAAGUCUGGAAGCACCAUGCUGACCAUCAGAGGAGCAUUCCUUGAUACUGGAAACAAGCGAGACAUCAUGAUAGGGAAAGCAGCUUGUAAGAUCCAGAGCGUGACUUCUACCAUGCUGACCUGUAAGACCCCUCCUCAUGGUGUCCCCUCCAAACAACCCGUGAAGCUGACGGUGGAUUCGGUGGAGCGCCUCGCCCCCAUGCAGUUCACAUACAACCAAGACCCCAUCAUCAACAGCAUCCAGCCCUCGCGCUCCUUCGUCAGCGGAGGCUGCACGGUGUCGGCUCAUGGCUUCUUCCUUCAAUCCGGCCUCCAGCCACAGAUGGUUCUCACAAUCGCUCAGGAUGCUGAGGUGUUUCAUGUG
This is a messenger RNA of Labrus bergylta (ballan wrasse), 1185 nucleotides long. The record is from RefSeq and is a predicted model, not a curated record. NCBI's taxonomy places the organism in Eukaryota, Metazoa, Chordata, Actinopteri, Labriformes, Labridae.